AUGCAGGAUGCAGAAACCAUGAUGGGAGAUAAAACGGUUGACGUCAGGAAUGCUAAGCCGAUAUUAGACUUACGCCAUGUCUUGGUGAUGGGCAUCAUUGUGGUUGUUAUUUCAAUGCUCCUGGACUGCUAUAAUCAUCUAAUAAAAGAUCACUGUCACUUUGAAGAGCUGGAAGAACAAUUGGCAACGGUGCACGAGCUUGUAGAGAAGCUGACCAUGGCACAGACAGCUGAGAAUGAAACUGAAGGCAAUCGACUCAACGAAUCGGCCGAAAAAUAA
Molecule: messenger RNA, 279 nt
Organism: Cooperia oncophora
Lineage: Eukaryota; Metazoa; Nematoda; Chromadorea; Rhabditida; Trichostrongylidae
Source: the annotation of a GenBank genome assembly